AUGGCACACGCUGCAGCGGCAGUGCACAAGAAGAAGCCACACACGCGCUUGCUUGCGCUGCUGGCAUUGUUUUGGGCGUGCCUGCAGACAGCGCAGCCGGUGCGGGCUUUGGCUGGGCCAAUUGUGAGGUGCUCAUCGCGACCUUCGUCUUCGACAUCUUCAAGCAUAUCGACAGGUCCUCAUCGUCAACUUCGUCCUCUUCGAGUGUCUCCUCGCCGAGCUCUUCAGGAGGCUUCGGAGCCUUCGGAAAGUGAGGACGACGAGGAAAAGGAGCAGGCUGCCUCUACACAGACCGCCGACCCGGUCGAAGAUGCCCCCAAGGACGAGCAGCUGCAGAAGACAGCUCUGGAGAACGAGGAUUUGGCCGCAGCCCGACGAGCACGAGACAGGGCAGAAGCCACGGUAGCCAGACUUGACCGUGUGGUUGCGGCCUUGUGGGAGCAGUGGCUUCCAGAAUUUCAAAGCGGCAACAACAAAAAGGCCGAUGAGGUCAAGACGCAACUAGAGGACGCCCAGACGAAACUAGAGGACGCCAAGCAGGAGCUCAACGUCGCCAAGCAGGAACUCAACGAUGCUAAGCAGGAGUACGAGCAGGCCAAAGCAAGCGCCCAGGCAGGACCAGCGCAGGUUGAAAGCACUUUGGCAGACAUGGCAUUGGUGGUGAAAACAGCAGUAAAGGAAGCAAUGGCUAUUGGGCUGACGGUCUCGCGGACCGUUCUGUGGAACGACGCAUAUGGACCCGACACCAACGAUCAAGAACUAUGCGGACGCACUGGCGAGCCUGUCCUCUCUGUCAAACAACUAAGCAGUCUUACCGAGCAGCGCACGGAGCAGGACCUGGUGGCUUUCAUUUUGCCCACCUUGAGAUCGUUGUUCCCGGAGGACCAGAUCGUCGACUCACAAAAUCGCCGUUGGCUUUUAAGCGGUUUGUCACCUGAUUUGUUCCGAUGCAUGGUAUGUGAUGGCAAUGCACAUAGUGGCACGCCACAUAAGGAGAUGCUCGAUUGUGUGUCUGUCUUUGAAGCGAAGUUGGCGAUUAGGAAUGACGGCCGUGGUCAGCUGUAUGAGUAUCUAUGUCGCCUUCCUUCCAAGCAUGCAAGGGGCAUGAUAUUCGAUAAAAGCGGCUUUGAGCUGUACCACGUGGCUGGGCAAUGUGGGAGCCGCAAAGCACUCUUAGAAAGGAUUUGCGGGGCCUGGUCCGCCCCUGGAGGGAAAAAGCUCCUAUGCGAUUUUCUUUCUCAUUAUUCUCCAUGGGAACGUUUGUUGCGCCAAUCUCUGCGACAGGCUGGUGCUGUUCCCAUUGCUUUCCUAGGCAGUGGAGCAUUCGGACGUGUUUUGGAAGCGAAACACAAGCGAAAUGAGCAAAUUGAAAGGAUUGCCAUCAAGGCCGUUCUCGCAGUUGGCGUGCCAAACGGAUUCAGCCCCGGAGCGGAGGUCGAAGUCAUGAAGAGGGCCUGCGAGAAGGGCUGCCCAGUAGUGGCUCCUUCAUCAGACUGCAUCGAGGUCGUAGAAAGCAACAAGGUUCUGGGAUGGUUUCACAUCCUCGGUGAUGUUGGUACCCCGGUACCAGUGGACACGGCCCAGGCGAAGUGGCGAGACCUUGUCGAAGCCUUGCGCCAACUACACUUGAAAGGCUUCGUCCAUGGAGACCCACGCCUCGCAAACGUAGUUUUGCUCGGUGAAAACUUUAAGUGGAUUGAUUUUCUGGGACAACCAGUUUUCACGCGGGCUUCGCAGGAGACGGACGUUCAGAUCCUCAUGACUGAUCUGGUUGGCCAAAAAGACCCGGUUCAGUUUGACGUGCAGUUUGACGGAUGGCCAACAAAUUCAGCCUUCAUCGAUAAUGUGCUGCAGCCCUUGAUGUCUUCUGUCACAAGCUGA
Molecule: messenger RNA, 1881 nt
Organism: Symbiodinium sp. CCMP2592
Lineage: Eukaryota; Dinophyceae; Suessiales; Symbiodiniaceae
Source: the annotation of a GenBank genome assembly